GAGAAAACUGGAGAAGGGCUACCACUCUCCACUCCACACGAACCACGCCUGUACUCCAUCAGCACAAGACGAGAGCCACGCCUUUGAUGCCUCGCGUCGACUCCACCGCGCCGCUGUCCCUGUUCCUCCUCCAGCGCUUCCGCCGCCCCACCUCGCCGCCGCCGCCAGCCUUCUGGUCCCCCAUCGCCGCUUUUACCGCGGCCACGGAGCGCGUCAGGGCUGGGACGCUCCGCCCCGAAGACGCACACCACCUGUUCGAUGAAUUGCUGCGCCAGGCCACCCCGGUCCCGGAGCGCUUCCUGAACGCCUUCCUGGCCGCGCUCGCCCACGCACCGGCCUCCCACGCGUGCAGAGAUGGCCCCGCCCUCGCCGUGGCUCUCUUCAACCGCGUCCGCCGGGAAGAAGCUGGCCCGCGGGUGGUGCCCCCUGCAGUCCACACCUACAAUAUCCUCAUGGACUGCUGUUGCCACCUCUGUCGCCCCAAGCUAGGGCUUGCCAUCUUCGGCUGCCUCCUCAGGAUGGGUCUCAAGACAAACCAGAUCACCGCCAACACCUUCCUCAAGUGCCUCUGCUACGCAAAACAGACGGACGAGGCUGUGAACACGCUGCUUCACAAGAUGCCCGAGUUUGGCUGUGUGCCUAAUGCCGUAUCAUACACCACAGUUCUUAAGAGCUUAUGUGACAGUACAAGGAGCCAGCAGGCGCUUGACCUGCUCAAGAUGAUGCCACAACGAGGUGGCUGCUCCCCCGACCUGGUGGCCUAUAACACGGUCAUCCACGGCUUACUUAAGGAAGGCGAAGUAAGACAGGCAUACAAUCUAUUCGAUCAAAUGAUACAGCGUGGGUUUGCGCCUGAUGUGGUGACAUAUACCGCGAUUAUUGAUUCACUGUGCAAGGCCAGAGCAGUGGACAUGGCAGAGUUGAUCCUUCGGCAGAUGGUUGAUAAUGGUGUUCAACCGGAUAGAGUGACAUAUUAUACCAUGAUCCGUGGAUAUUCCUCUUUGGGCCAGCGGAAAGAGGCACGUAAAAUGUUUGGAGAAAUGCUAAGCCGUGGCCUUAUACCAAAUCAGAAAUUUAAGAAAUGAUGCACGCAUGGAGACUGGAAAUAAGAAGGAUGCAGAUGUGGAGCAUUCUGCUAAGAUUGUCUUGAGUAUUUAUCAGUGUAUCUAGAUGUGCAACGUCUUCUGAAAUUCCCGCUUUGAUGCAGCAUCAUACAUCACACCCUGAUUCAACCUGCAAGCGGAAAAGAUCGAGCAUUUGGAGCUGUCAGCGAUAAUCACAUCCAGGAUAAUGUAGCAUGCUCCCGCAGUAUUUAACAUUAAAAACCUGAGGGCAUGUUUAGUCGAUCCCUUAAAAUCAGUUAGAGGAGUAAAAAAUCUACUCCUCUUCCGCUUAUAUUUAAGUUGGCUUCAUAGGAUGUUUGAGUUCGGCUCUGUGCCUUUGUGUCCUAUCAUACUCCACAGUUCUUAAGAGCUUAUGUGACAAUAGAAGGAGCCAGCAGGCGCUUGACCAGCUCAAGAUGAUUCCACAGUCAUUGGUGGCUUAUUUAAGGAAGGCAAACUAAGCAAGGCAUCCAAUCUAUUCAAUGAAAUCAUGCACAAAGGGGUCCUUUCUAAUGUGGUGAUACGUAGUUUGAUGCAUUGUGUAAGGCCAGAGCAAUGGAGUGACAUAUACUAGCAUGAUACAUGGAUGUUCCACUUUGGGCCCGUGGAAACAGGCAAGUAAAAUGUUCAAAGAAAUGACUAGCCAGGGUCUUAUACCAAAUAUUGGUAUGUGGAAUCAUGGCAUCCCUUCCCAAACAUGGAAGAACCAGAGAAGCUGCAGAUAUUUUUGAGUCCAUGACUGCCAACUGCCAAGGGCCACAUACCUCAUAAUGUGGGUAUUACAUUGCCCUGUGGGAGGAUUGUUCCUGAUUUAUUAGGCUGGUUGCCUCUUCCGCUGGCUACGCAGGCAAGUUUGUCUUCUAUGUUCAUUUGUUUGCCUUUUCUUGUCUGCCUCCAAAAUGAGAACUUUCCCACUUAAUUAGAGUAAGAUUGCAACAUGUAUCAUGUAUGCUUAUGAUUUCUUCUCCGUGCAAGUAGCGGAAGUCUGUCAUGCCACUGUGAUUGAUAAGUAUAGGCAUUCACAAGCUUAAGAAUAUUACCAAGAUGGUUAAGAUAGCUAUCUCAGGCUUAAAAGAAGAAUACACUUGGGACAUAUCAUUGAAUUUUACCAACACAAAGUGUGCUUGCUCGAUCGGCCUGUGCCAGUUUUCAUCCUUCGUGUUACUAUAAUACUCGGCACAUUUGGUCAGACCCGGCACAAAGAGGUCUCGUUUCUUUGUAUUUAACAACCUCCGCGCUGAGAAGCCAGCACCCCACCUCACCACUGCGCCCACCGCGUCCCCGGGGCCGCUGCCUGGCUUGCCUGCGCCGGCGGCUGCCAUCGUCUUCCCUAGCCGAGCCCGACGGCUUCAGCCGGACCACCGCACCCAGGAACCGGCAGGCCACCUCACAACCUGCACCCACCACAUCCCUAGGGCUGCCGCCCCGGCUUGCCUGCUCGGGCGGCCGCGAUAAUCUUCCCCAGCCAAGCCCAACGGCUGUCAAUACCACGCGCGAGAGGGACCUCCCCCAACACCUUUUGGCAGCGGGGGGCCGCCGCCACUGCGCCAGCAGCGAUGGGUGAGCACCGGAAGGGAGGGGCGGUGAGCGGCGAGCGCCCCGGUGUCGCAUGGGGAGCGACCUGUGGUUCAAAAAUGGCAAAAAAAAUCAUUUCCAGGAUAAUCCACCUGUGGUUCAGGAACGUUGAAUGGAAACAAUUUACCAAAUAAUCAGAUAAACGUUAUCAUGGUAUCUUUGUAGAGUGUGGAACUUGCUAAAAAAGAGGCAAAGGAUGGCAUGCACAACACAUGAGAUGAUAGAGCAGU
Molecule: messenger RNA, 2908 nt
Organism: Lolium perenne
Lineage: Eukaryota; Viridiplantae; Streptophyta; Magnoliopsida; Poales; Poaceae
Molecular function (GO): protein binding
Source: RefSeq, a predicted model, not a curated record